UACUCAUCUCUUUCCUUCAUCUUCCCUCUACGUUUAACUCACCAACAGUCGUUCUUUCAUCUUUCAUCUCUGGUCGUUUACAAUGGCUCGCAACUUUGUGGAGCGGAAUGUUACAUUCUGGGGCAUGGUCGCCGCCGUCAUGGCCGCUUUGAAGCUCAAGGACCGCUGGGAUGGUUGUCAGUCCGAAGCAGAAGGCCUCGGCCAUGGUCCUGUCGCCUUGCACAGCCCCAUCGACCCAGAGUCUGGCAGGCAACUACCUAGCCUUGAUAUCGAUACCGAAAUUCCAGCCACUAGACCAAAGCGCAAGCACGCUAGAAACUGCUGUGUCUGCUGCGGUUUCCAGUGCGGUCUUUUCUGGAAGGCCUUUGGCAUCGUUUGCUUGUUGUUCCUUGGCUGGCAGGCCAUCGAGCUUGCAAUCUGGCUUAUCACACCCUCCCCGACUGGCCUGGAGGGAAUGCCCGCUUACAGCACCUCGCUCGGCUGCGCCGAUGCGAGACACAUCUACAAUCCUGAACAGACUAUUUACUCCAUUCCUAUUGGCGCGGAGGCUGAGCACACUGUGGACAUCCAGGGUGGCGCUUUCGGUACACUGCUGCUCGCAGAAGGCACGGCAGAUUCCCAAGACAUCCAACUCGAGAUGAUGCUGCGCACCGACAACAGCGCUCUCCUGGACUCCGUCUCUAUGCAAUACCCGACAUCUGAGGAUGUUCAAAGUGGUCUUGCCCAGAGCCAUCUCCUCCUCCAGACGCCUGCUGUAGGCUCGUCUUGCAUGCGCUACGACAUGGUUCUGCGUAUCCCGCCCAACCUUAAGGACCUCACUGUUAUGGCCUCCAGUAUCACCCAACUACAGUUCGACAAAGAUGCGCACGUCACACUCGACAGCCUGAACAUUCGCCUGCAGUCCACAGAAGACUCAGACAAGCACAUGUUGCUCCCCAACACCAACUUCCACGCAAAGAGUUUGGCUCUGGAGACCGUCAAAGGCUGGCUCGUCGGGGACAUCAGCAUCGUUGAACAGGCCUCACUUACCACAAGCCGAGGCGAUGCCGUAAUGAACGUGCACGUCCAUCCUCUAGCCGCUGCUGAAUCUGAGUCUGCGGUGCUGAACACCAAGACCGGCAACGGCCGCGCAGACGUCUUCUACGAGAGCGACGCGGGCGUGCCGCACCGCCAGAUCCAGAGCAAGCACCUGAGCUCGCGCACUGGCGAUCUGUACCUCACGUACAAGGACGCUGAAUUCAACGGCCGCGUGGACAUGCAGGCCAAGUCGUACUUUACCAGGGGUAUGACGCUCAACAACAACCGCACUUCUACGGAGCUGCCUUGGGUCGGCAAUAAGGAUGGCGGAGACCUGAUCCAUGCGGAAUCCACUCAGGGAUGGAUUGGGCUGUACUUCUAAGUUGUUUGCCCUCCAGCGGGCCCGGGGCCAGGUUCUGUCGUGGCUAUUCGAGCCGCUUUUAAUCGCUUUAGCUCGAUAGUUUGUCCCGUGGCCCACAAUUAUUAUGCUGGAUAGGUUGACUAAAAAAUGCUACAUCAAAGCGUAUACCUUCAU
Phanerochaete carnosa HHB-10118-sp is the source of this 1552-nucleotide messenger RNA. RefSeq lists its product as uncharacterized. Lineage: Eukaryota; Fungi; Basidiomycota; Agaricomycetes; Polyporales; Phanerochaetaceae. The transcript is spliced from 4 exons. The coding region runs from base 83 to 1399 and encodes 438 amino acids. The record is from RefSeq and is a predicted model, not a curated record.